AGCGGUCCGAAAGGGGGGUUCCUCAUCUCGGCGCGCAGCUGCCGAGCGCCCAAAAAUAGGGGAAGGGAAAAAGAAAGAAAAACAAGAAAUAGUGAUUAUUGUGAGAAAAAUCGAUCUCUUGCGCACUUGGAAAAAAUUUUUUAGUGGUGGGAUAGAGGUCAACAGGUGAUGGCAGAUGAUAAGAACUCCUACGAAGAGAUCCGAAGGCAAAGGAUCCAAGAAAAUCUCAAGCAUCUCGAGGAUUUAGGAAUUUCGAAGAUUUCACAAUGCCUAUUGGAAGUUGCGAAAUGCGAGUACAAGCUUUUGAAAUGUCAUGCAAGCCCCAAAUCAAAGAAAAACCUUGAAAUGACAGAGUUAAGGCGCUCUUCAAGAGCAAGGAAUCCAGUUCCUUCAUACUGUGAUGAAGUUGGUGACAUAGAUCUCCGAUCAUACCGCAAAAGAUACUCUAGGAGUGACCAAAAUGGAAGAGUAUACACUGGAAGAGUUGUUUCAUAUGAAGAACAAAUUGGUGCAGUACAAAGAGCAGAGAAGCUUCAAAGUGAUCUAAAUUCCAACCACCCCUCCUUUGUUAAAUCUAUGCUCCGGUCACACGUAUCAAGUUGCUUUUGGCUUGGUCUUCCAUCAAAGUUCUGCAAGGAAAACCUACCUCCACAUGAGAUGAUAAUGGUUUUAGAAGAUGAGAAUGGUUUAGAAUAUGAUGCUAUCUAUAUUGGGAACCGAACUGGUCUUAGUGGUGGAUGGAGAGCUUUCGCAAUGGACCACAAGUUGGAAGAUGGAGAUGCCUUAGUGUUUGAGUUAGUCAAGCCAGACAGAUUUAAGGUUUACAUUAUAAAAGCAAUUGAAAGUCAAGAUAGUGAUGACAGGAUUGCUGAUGUGGAAAGUAAAGGAACUAACAUAUCAACAAAAGCAGAAGAAUCUGUUGAGGACUCAACUGUUUCUCAAAAGCCCGUCUCAAACAAUGGAUCUUUCAGGCGAGCUGAAAGAGCUAGGAAACGUCGACCAGGAUAGCUCACACAUACAGCCGAAUAGCGAUAUAGGAUUGUUAUACGAGCAUUCCCCGAUAUCAGACCAUUUUGUAUCAUUUUGCUGGUCUGAUUACGUUUUAAACUGAAUGGAUUAUCAUGGUUUGAUCAUUUUAGUUUGAUGCAGGCUAAUACUAUUAUAGAUUACAUGAGGUGGGUGGACCUGAUACUGGCUAUAUAUUGCUAAACAUUUGUAUAUGCUUUUUGAAAGUGGUUACUGUUUCCAUUAAUUUGAGGUAUUCUGACCAA
Molecule: messenger RNA, 1271 nt
Organism: Phoenix dactylifera (date palm)
Lineage: Eukaryota; Viridiplantae; Streptophyta; Magnoliopsida; Arecales; Arecaceae
Product: AP2/B3-like transcriptional factor family protein
Molecular function (GO): DNA binding
Source: RefSeq, a predicted model, not a curated record